Cladocopium goreaui is the source of this 309-nucleotide messenger RNA. The record is from the annotation of a GenBank genome assembly. Lineage: Eukaryota; Dinophyceae; Suessiales; Symbiodiniaceae.
AUGGUGCACAUCAGCUGUGGACAGCGACAUGCCCUGGACGGACAGAGCCAGGCCAUGGCAGCAGCGUUGCGGCGCUUCUCCUUCUACAACAUCGAGGGUGGAGAAUUCGGCUGCCCCAUGUGCCGCUCAGUGGCCAACUGUUUGGUGCCUUGUGUGCCAGACAAGGAACUCUUUGAAUCACCGUCCUUCUGGGACGAGGCGGCGACACAUCCCGGGGCUGACAUCAAAGGCAUGUGUGGUAAAAAUGCGGCCUGCGCCAUGGCUAAUAAGCCACGUGGAGAAGUGUGGCACUUUGGCCGUUGGAACUGA